GUUCUUGUUGGGUGAGGGCAGGUAGCAGUUAGUAGUGAGCAGCAGAAGAACGUUAGUUGCAGAAAGAAACGCGCAGCAGAUAGAAUGAAGCAGCAAAAAGAAUUGGCAUGGCUGGCGUACGAGUAGUAUCGGAGCACGAAGGCAGCACGAACAGCACGUGAGGUUCUCGAGGUCACCCUUGUCGUCAAGACAGGUCCCACGAAUGCCCUAGACGACGAAACGAAGCGGUGCACUCAACCGGCGAGCUCCGUGAGUCGCGCUAGCAGGAAACCGUAAAAUCCUGUUAUGGCUGGCGUAAAAACCAAUCACCAAGUCAGAAAGGCAUUGCAGCUUCCGCCGUUCGACUCGAUGUAGGACUAACAAUGACUGCGACGAGCGAGUUUAAAAGGCUACUAUCUCGCAGACACAUCGGCGUUGUCACGCGACUUAUAUGAUUCUAUUACUACGUCCGGUAGCUAUGGUAAAUAUUUUCCCAUUCGAUCAACUGGUAGUGCAGAACCAGCGUUGUACGUGUGAGCAGCGGCGUCGCACACAGAAGCCGAAGCAGCAGGCGAAGCAGAAGCCGAAGCAGAAACCGACGCAUAAUCCAGACAAGGCGACGGAACAGCAACGUUGGCAACUGGCGGAGCCGUGCUCGCGGCCAUGCCACGCACGACACACGCAACGCCGCGCGCAAGGCACGGCAGAGUCGCUCAGCGCCACACAUGGCGGCCCGAGGCAGAGGCUGAGACAGACAGGGAGAGGGAGACAGAGAGGGAUGUGGAACGGAAGGGCGAGCGGGAGGCAGAGUGAAGGGAGGAUUUUUUCUAAGAGCAGCAGGGGAGAGCGACGGGUGUUGCAACAGGAGCGAGCAUUGGGACGGGGGCAGUGGCAGGGACGAAAGGGCCGGCGGUGGUGGGGGAUUCUUGGCAGGAGGCUCUCAUGCCGGCACGAUGCCGCGUGGCUGCUGCGCUGUGCGCUGCUCUUGCUGCAUCUCCUGGCGCUUAGUACUGUCGACUCCCGGGACGUUCCGGGCGGCCAUCCGGCCGUCUACAUAGUUCGCCUGCGCUCCGCGCCCGCCAUUCCCGCGUACGUCGGCGGCAUUCCGGGAUUCCCCGCCACCGCCUCCCCUGCGGUCGUCGCGGAAGCAGCAGCAGUAGCCGCCGCAGAAAGCCGAAAACGGGCUAGAACCUCCGCGGUAACGACCGCGGGUGACGCAGUAGACAAUGACGAAUCGGACGAUUAUGAUAAUAGCGAGGACGACGGCAACAGUCACGCGGAUGUUGAUAAUACCGAGUCGGUUGAUCCAGAGGUGGCAAGAAUUCGCAUAAGCAUGAAGGCGCGGACUAGCAGCCGCGGGGGGGGGGGAGUGGGGGAAGAAGUUCCGCGGGGCCCCGUGCCGUCGGCGCGCGGAGUGCGCGUGAACGUGCAGGCGGCGCACGUGAAGGCGUUUGCGCGCAUGCUGGUGCGGCAGCAGCAGCAGGUGGUGGCGGAGGCGCGCGUGCGCGAGGAGAACAUGCUGUACAGUUACAAGUUUGCCGCCAAUGGCUUCGCAGCGCGCCUCACUCAAGCGGACGUCAGGAGAUUAAAGCGCCAUCCCAUGGUGGCUGACGUCACCAGGAGCUACGGCGUCCGAUCCGCCACCACAUACACGCCGAGAUUUUUGCAGCUGCCCGGAUCCAUGUGGGCCUCUAGCGGAGGGCCAAGCCGAGCAGGUGAAGGAGUGAUAAUCGGCGUGGUGGACACGGGAAUCUGGCCCGAGCACCCUUCGUUUCGAAUAGAUAACUCGUCGGGCCCCUACCCGCGUCCCCCCCGCCGGUGGGCGGGGAAGUGCGUGCGCACGCGCGACUUCCCUGCAUCGCGGUGCUCGCGCAAGCUGAUCGGCGCGCGCUUCUUCUCGCGCGCGUACGAAGCGCAGGGCGGGGUGGUGGACGUGCAGCACGACUAUCGGUCGCCCAGGGACGCUGACGGGCACGGCACGUGGUGUGCGGGCACAGCAGCAGGCACGGGUGGCACCCUGGUGACCACCUCCUCCGAGCCUUACCCCAUCCGCUCCUUCGGCCUCGCCAGCGGCAUGGCGCCCAAGGCGCAUCUAGCCGUCUACAAGGUCCUCUGGACCAACGCCUCCCUCAAAGGCUACGGGGAGCUCGCCGACGUGCACUACGCCAUCGACCGGGCUAUUAAGGAUGGCGUGGACGUGCUAUCUCUCUCCUUGGGCGGGCUGGGGCCCAACCAGCACUACUUUGACGAUCUGCUGUAUCUUCUGGCGAAUCAGGCUGGCAUGGUGGUGGUUACCGCGGCUGGGAAUCAAGGCCCGGCGCCGAACCUGGGCCUGUGGCAGAGGUUCGGGAUCUACCGCACGAUUAGUAACUUCUCGCCGUUUUAUCUGACCGUGGGGGCAAGUUCCAUUGGUCGUCGCUUUCUCACGCAGCUGAGGCUGGGCAGUGGUAGGGUGAUCUACGCGUCUGGAGUGGGCUCUGGCAUGUACGCCACUCGCCACGCGCCGCUGAUUUCUGCUGCCGAUGCCGCCGCGCGAGACGCCUCACUGGAAGGGGCCAGCCACUGCAUACCCGGAAUGCUCUCCCCUGCCCGUGCUCUCGGCGCCAUAGUCCUCUGCACGCGCGGCAUGGUGAACGUCCGGGACAAGCUCCUCGCAGUGGCUGCAGCGGGCAGCGCAGCAAUGAUCCUUGCCAACGAGGAGGGCGGCCCUACUGACGUGGACACUCUCUCCGCUGCCGCAGACGCACCAAUCCCCUUCGUCCACGUCACUCUAGCGCAGGCUAGGAUCAUCCGAGCGUACAUUCAAAGCACGACGAAACCCAUCGCUUCCAUCUUGGCCCGGUGCCACAUCCUAGAGAACGUCGCGCCCCCCAUGGUCGCGUCUUUUUCCUCCACAGGACCCACGGUGAACCCGAGGUUCGCAGCGACCCCGCCGUACCCUACAAAUGAUCUCUUAAAGCCAGAUGUGGUGGCGCCUGGAGUGGACAUUUGGGCUGCGUGGACUGGGCAUGGGAAUAGCCCCCCUUCGCCCAUGUCUGUUGCGAGGCCAAGGCGGCAGGGUGGAGUGGGGUGGGAUGCGGCGAGGGGCAGUGGUACCAGUCACACCAGCAGCGGCAACAGCAGCCUCAGCAGCAGCAGCAGCAGCAGCAGCAGCUUCAGCAUUUCUGGUACUGGCAGUCGGAGGCUCUCUCGCAGCUGGAAGCAGGCAAAUCCAACCAACAAAAAGAGACCCUCCUUUGCCAUCCUCUCAGGGACGUCCAUGGCAACGCCCCACGUGGCGGGGAUUGCAGCGCUGAUAGUGCAGAACCACCCCGACUGGACCCCCGCUCAGGUCAUGUCUGCCAUAACCACCACUGCCAGGAGCUCCUACGCCACAACUGCAGGGUCCGUCGCCCGCGUGAAGCCAAGAAAACCCACCGCUCGCCAGCCUGGAUACCAACAACUGCCACGUCAGCCACGACAGCCACGUGGGUCACGACUGUAUCCUAGGGAUGGGGGGAGUGUACCUAGUCGAAGAAUACCACCACAGCCGCCACUGCCAGGUGCCUCUAGGCCUGUAACGGGGAGGCCUGUUCGGAGCCUGGAGAGGAGUAGGCGGGUAGUGAGGGCGGAGAGGAUGGGCGAGGGCACGGCAAGGCCAGUGGUGCAAGGAACAAAUAGUGGUAGGCUUUUGCUAACUUCUAACACUGGGGAUGGCAGCAGGAGACUUACCAGCAGACAUAGGAGAAGAGGGGUUGUGAGCAGCAGCAGCAGCCAGAGCAGCCGCCACAGCCGCAGCACCAGCAGCAGUAGCAGCAGCAGCAGCGGUAGGAGAAGAACUAGCCGUUUUUCUAGCAGGCAUAAACCAGCUAACAGCAGCAACAGCAGCGACACAGCCGCAGCCGCAGCCGCAACCGCAGCCAUGGGCAUCAUCACCUCUACUGACAACUCCUCCCUCAUCUACCUUCCCAUUCGAACAGCCCGGGGCAAGACCGCCACGCCUUGGGACAUGGGCCAAGGCCAUAUAUAUCCUCCCUCCAUCCUCGACCCAGGACUAACAUUCAAUGCUGGCAUCUACAGCUACAUUAAUUUCCUUGCAGGCCAGAGUUUGAGCCGCACCAAGCGACUCUGGCCCAAGUUUAAGCUCCGUCCAAAAAAGGCUUACAAGCUCAACCGUCCAUCGAUCGCCAUCGGACGGCUGAAAGGCUCCGUGCUGGUGAGGCGUUCCGUUACGAGCGUGUCCAAGUUGACAUGCACUUAUGAGGCGAGGAUAGCCAUGUUUCCAGCUAAUGUGAAGGUGGUGGUUAGGCCGAGCAAGUUCACAAUCAAGCCUGGGGAAAUGGUGACAUAUAGUGUGAAUCUCACAGUGCUCAGGCCAUCCCCGAUAGGAGCGUUUUCUUAUGGGAGUGUAGUGUGGGUGGAUGAGAGAGGGCAUGUGGUGCGGUCUAUACUUGCUGUACAGCCAGUGGCAAUACGAUAGCUCCUAAUUUCAACCUACUCACUGUUGUU
Closterium sp. NIES-67 is the source of this 4467-nucleotide messenger RNA. The record is from the annotation of a GenBank genome assembly. Lineage: Eukaryota; Viridiplantae; Streptophyta; Zygnematophyceae; Desmidiales; Closteriaceae.